AUGAGCCAAGACAAAGAGCCCUACCGAGAUGGGAACCGAAGGGGGCAUGAGCCGGGUCACUCGCCCGGAAGGGAGCGCCGCAUGGAGGGUCAACCGCCGCCUCCAGACAGAGACCAGCCACCUAUGCAAGAUAUGCCUGGAAUGCAUGAUCGUAGGCCACCAUCUCCAAGACCAUGGCCCGGAGAAGGCAGGCCCCGUCAAGAGCCCAUGGACCGUGGGUACAGGAUGGGCAAUGAUGGACCGCCACCCCGUGACGAUCCAAGACAUCCAGACUUCCUGGGCCCUCCAAGGGGCAUGAUGCCUGGACCACCAAUGGGACCAGGGCGAGGAGGUUGGGGCCAUGGUGUCCCUUGGGGCGACCCGCAUGUGGGCCCAGGGAGGGGUGUGAAAAGGCCCUGGGGCGAUGAGGGACGUGGACAGGGCUGGAGAGUGGGGCACAGGGGCUACCCGCCAGGGCCACCGAUGGCCAGGGAAUGGCACCAAGACAUGGGACCGCCCAGGUUUGAGCCGCAGGGCAAGUUUCCAGAUCCCAGGAAGUUCCCCAUGGGGUUUGAUGGGGGCGAGGGGUACAGAAUGAGGGGGGAGGAUGCGCCCCCGGGGGGCCCCAGGCCUGGGCCUCGGAUGGCACCGCAGCUGCCCCUGGCCCGUGCCAGCCCUGUACAUGACUGGGACGCCCCCAGGAGUUCCCAGGGCAGGGACAGCUGGGGAGACAGGGGGGAUCUGGGUGACAGGCCUCCUCCCGAUGGCCGGCACCACGAGGAGGGGGACUGGCUACCUGAUCAGCCACCGCCACCACAGCCACCACCCAGAAAGGUGGGUGGCUGGCCACCCGGCUGGAACUUCAGGACCCCUGCGCCUUGUCCAGAAGGAGAGCAGUAUGCUCGUUCCAGUGAAGUCACACCAGUCAGGGUCCGCCAGCAGCUGGAGCGAGUGCGGGUGUUGCCGGCACUCACCACAAAGGAGACUCAUGAGAAGUAUCUGCAGUGCAUUUCGAAAGAUCCAGGAGAUGCCCCCAGCCGAAAGCGAGACGAUCUGCAGAAUCUCGGUUUUGGGUUCCUGAAGUGCAACGACAACCUGGGGAUGCGCAAGGCCACAGCAGAGACUGUGAAGUUUCACGCAGAAGCUUUUGAAGAGCUUUAUGCUGAGUACAAAGCCCAGGAGUCCUCUCCUGCAUUUGUGAAGUCGAGAUCUGGUGGCUUUCUGCUUACAGAUCCGUACUUGAGAGAAUGUUUGAUGUUGUCGGCUACAGACACACAGGAAGAAGACAGAAGGAAACAGGGUGUUGCGGGGUUGGAAGUUGGUGUUGGUGUGGAGCCGGACUGGCCAAGCAGUGUGCACGAAUAA
Ostreobium quekettii is the source of this 1344-nucleotide messenger RNA. NCBI's taxonomy places the organism in Eukaryota, Viridiplantae, Chlorophyta, Ulvophyceae, Bryopsidales, Ostreobiaceae. The record is from the annotation of a GenBank genome assembly.